UUGGUGAUGUACAUUGGUCAGGUGGCCAAGGACAUCCUGAAGUGGCCCCGCCCCUCAUCCCCUCCUGUUGUGAAACUUGAAAAGAGAGUGGUUGCAGAAUACGGAAUGCCAUCCACGCACGCCAUGGCAGCCACUGCCAUUUCCUUCACCCUCCUCAUCUCUACCAUGGACAGGUACCAGUACCCUUUUGCUUUGGGCCUGACAAUGGCUGUGGUGUUCUCUACAUUGGUGUGUCUCAGCAGACUCUACACCGGGAUGCACACGGUCCUGGAUGUGCUGGGUGGUGUGCUGAUCACUGCCUUCCUCAUCGCCCUCACCUACCCUGCCUGGACCCUCAUCGACUCCCUGGACUCAGCCAGCCCCCUCUUCCCUGUGUGUGUUAUAGUUGUGCCAUUUUUCUUGUGCUACAACUACCCUGUGUCAGACUACUACAGCCCAACCAGGGCGGACACCACCACCAUCGUGGCUGCCGGGGCUGGGGUCACCCUUGGAUUCUGGAUCAACCACUUCUUUCAGCUGGUGGCUCAGCCCACCCCAACCUUUCCUGUAAUUCGGAGCAUCCCAGCCCUCACCACGGACAUGCUGGUUUUGGGUCUGACCAAAUUUAUGGUGGGAAUUGUGUUGAUCGUCUUGGUUCGUCAACUUGUACAAAACCUCUCGCUGCAAGUGUUAUUCUCAUGGUUCAAGGUGGUGACGAGGAACAAGGAGGCCAGGCGAAGACUGGAGAUUGAAGUCCCUUACAAGUUUGUCACCUACACGUCUGUUGGCCUCUGUGCCACGACUUUUGUGCCAAUGUUGCACAGGUUUUUGGGAUUGCUCUGAGUCCCAAACAGAUGGAAACUAGUCCAUGAGUGUGAGAGGCAAACUGUGAGAAAGCGGUCUGUUGGGGCAAUCUCAACCCCACCAG
Messenger RNA from Cricetulus griseus (Chinese hamster), 907 nucleotides. Lineage: Eukaryota; Metazoa; Chordata; Mammalia; Rodentia; Cricetidae. The record is from RefSeq and is a predicted model, not a curated record.